Molecule: messenger RNA, 1903 nt
Organism: Anarrhichthys ocellatus (wolf-eel)
Lineage: Eukaryota; Metazoa; Chordata; Actinopteri; Perciformes; Anarhichadidae
Product: TAF6-like RNA polymerase II p300/CBP-associated factor-associated factor 65 kDa subunit 6L
Exons: 3
Source: RefSeq, a predicted model, not a curated record
GUGUGUGUGUGUGUGUGUGUGUGUGUGUUUUGUUGGCAGGCUGUGGAGAGAGUGCUGUUCCCACACCUCCCCGCCUACUGGGCCAACCUCCAGGCCGUGUUGGACGACUACUCGGUUUCCAACGCCCAGGUCAAAGCGGACGGACACAAGGUCUACGGAGCCAUCCUGGUGGCAGUGGAGCGCCUGCUGAAGAUGAAGGCCCUGUCUCUGGCUCAGCCAGCAGAGGGGGGCUCCGGCGGUCAGCCGGGCUCUGCUGUGGGUGCUGUGGGUUACAGGGUGAGCUCCCCCGGCCUCAGUCCCCCCCCAGAGCCCCUGUCGGAGGCCGCCCUUGGCAUCGCCAGCCACCUUCAGGCAGGCGUGGCCGGCUGUCCCUGGGAGGAGUGGACCCCGGUCCCUCUCCCCGCCAUGUACUGUGAGCUCUACUCCUUCUUCGGAGACAGCCUGGCGGUCCGGUUCAGCACGGGGCCGGGGUUCGGCAGCUACCCUCCCUGCCACCCAUCGCAGCUCGCUGAUGCCAGGAAGGAACCCUGUGGCCCCGCCUCCAACCCCGACACCGCCCGGAAGAUGCCUCAGCUGACUGCCAACCUCAACAUCAGCCCCAGGCAGGAUGGGAGUCCUCGCACGGACCCGCCCCCCCCCUGCCUGGCAGCUACCGGAUCAGGAAGGUCCCUGGCUCGCUCCUCUUCCUCCUCCUCCUCCUCCUCUGUGCAGCGCUCCAAGUCUUCCUCGUCACGUCCGGGCCAGCGUAUUGCCGGCCCGUCUCGCGACGUUUUCCCCAAAGCUCGCUUCACCUCCCCUCAGACGGGACUUCCUGUGUUCACCUUCCUCAUCGGCGGGCGGCAAAUGGGUCGCCGUUGCCAAGGGCGCCGGCCCUUCCAGACCACUUUCGCCCCGACUCCACCUGUUCCUGCCGUCCCGCCACGCGCCUACGCCCACAAACUGCCCGUCAUCGGCAGGGUGGGCAAACCUGUGCGCCGCUGGGCGUGUUCCCAUUACUCCCUUCAUCUGCCUCUCUAGAGAGGACGCUCUCAGAGAUGAACUACAAAGCAGGUUUGACUGCUGCAGACUUAUACACGACCAGACUCAUAUCUUUCAGCUUAAGCUGCCAAUCAUCUGUCUUUUGUGAUGAUAUUUUCGUAGUUGAAUACUGCAAGGAUUCUGUUUUAUUAUCGAGAUGGAAAAGGACAUUUGGACUGUAAUUCACUGAGGCAACGAAAGUAUUUACAAUCAAUUCAAACUGAUUUAAAGCCAACAUAAUUUGUAGUAUUCUAAUAUUUCCAACUCUUGCGCCCCCCAGUGGUAUCAAACAAGAAAAUACUGGUGGGCAAAAUGUGGGGGGUGGACACCGACUGCUAUAGUCAGAUUAAAAAGUACCGAAGGUGUAGACCACAACAAUUAAAACGCAGUACAUGCAGAUUUGACAUAUUAUGAGUACUUUUUUUGUUGUUUUUUGGCAACUCUUGCACGACACAACAUUGACAAUUGUUGUCAUUAUAUGGUUAUUUUUUUACAUUUGUCAGAUGAAUCAUUAAAAUCAGGAAAAAAAAUAAUAAAUUACAUUACAACAAUAGUAAAACAUUUAGUGUUGUCUGAGAAUGUUUUUGGCAUUUUUGCUGUAUGUUUGAGACAUGAUAAAUUUAUCAAAAAAACUGUUAAUUAUUUUUCUUUAUCGUUCAGUCAGCUAAUCAUUUGAGCACUAUGCUCAUCAGAGUAAAAUGAGAUUAAGGGCUUCUCAUCAACCGUCCUACUAUUUUCAGUGAAUGCAGUCUAAACCUUCUGCGGCACUAUUUCUGUGACUGAAUCCCUGCUGAGGAGCAAUGACAGUAUUUAGGUCUGCUGCGUGUUUGGAGGUUUGACAUCUUGUACAUAGCUGUUAUUGCUGAAUAAAACAUUUUCUCUAGGA